Colletotrichum spaethianum is the source of this 1164-nucleotide messenger RNA. RefSeq lists its product as uncharacterized. Bases 1 to 1164 code for a protein of 387 amino acids. NCBI's taxonomy places the organism in Eukaryota, Fungi, Ascomycota, Sordariomycetes, Glomerellales, Glomerellaceae. The record is from RefSeq and is a predicted model, not a curated record. Gene Ontology annotation, cellular component: SUMO-targeted ubiquitin ligase complex. Gene Ontology annotation, molecular function: ubiquitin-protein transferase activity. The transcript is spliced from 2 exons.
AUGUCGGACGAGAUCGCCGCACACGAGCCCUUAUUUGAAGACCCAUUUUCCCCCGAUCUCGCCGACGAACUCGAGCUUGCACUUCUGGCCGAAAUGGACCAGUUGCCACAAUUACGCGAGCAACGACCGCCACGCGCGGGCAAUCGUGACGGAAGCAUGGUCGGGCUGCGUCAGGACGGCACAGCAAACCGCGACAGUCCGGCGGAUGUCUUGGUUGAUUUGGAGCUGUAUUUCCAGCAAGGGCAGGGAAGACCCGAAAGAAGAUCCCAGAACAACCACAACAACCAAAACGGCAAUGCCGACAUUAUCGAUCUCACAAACGAACCCGACAGCCCUGUGCAAACUCAUGCGUCUCGCCCUGCGGCAAAUCCAAGGAGACAGAAUUCUCAGGGCAGAAACCCGCCGGCGUUUGCGCGCAGCGACAGCAGUAUCCUUGCCGGCAACGCGCCAGUCAUCGACCUUACUGAUGACUCUCCUGAAGUUCCGCGCAGGCAUGCACCCGUAUUACCUCCUCCAGCGCCUCGGCAUCGUGAGCGAACCCGACAACCAGGAACGUUUGGCAUGUACAACUCAAGUAACGCACUUAGCGGACUAGCAGCGGGAAUACGUCGCCAUCUUUAUCCCUUUCGACUUUUCCCUGGCCCUGAGGACGAGGUACAACUUCUUGGCAUCUUGCACAACAGGAUCAACCAAGGUGGCGACCUUAAUAACCCACUGGGAAACAUCCAGCUUCAGUACGAGCAUGGCGCUUUCGACCGUGCUGAAUCACCAAAGCCGGUCCACCAAGCUCCGCCGCCAGCCAAGUCAGGCUUCACCAGAGACACCGGUUCUGACCUUGUUGUGAUAUGUCCGGCUUGCAACGAGGAGCUGGCCUAUGAUCCCGAUGUUCCCAUGAGCGAGAGCCAUCCCACGCGCAAAGGCAAGCGCCAGCGUAGUGAGCACCACUUUUGGGCUCUCAAGGGAUGCGGGCAUAUAACAACAUUAACUUUGGUGCUCACGGUGGACCAGGUUUACUGCGAGGACUGUUUUGAGAACCGCAAGCCAGCGGCCAAACGUCCCAACACCGGGUUUCGGCGUGACCCAGACAGCAAGAUAAUCUGCGCGGUGGACGGCUGCGAGACGCAAGCUACAAAUAAGACGGGCUGGGUCGGAAUCUACCUUUGA